This is a messenger RNA of Botrytis byssoidea, 2046 nucleotides long. RefSeq lists its product as uncharacterized. The coding region runs from base 220 to 1623 and encodes 467 amino acids. The record is from RefSeq and is a predicted model, not a curated record. Gene Ontology annotation, molecular function: zinc ion binding. Gene Ontology annotation, cellular component: nucleus. The transcript is spliced from 3 exons. NCBI's taxonomy places the organism in Eukaryota, Fungi, Ascomycota, Leotiomycetes, Helotiales, Sclerotiniaceae.
CAUCUAGUCAUUUAUUACUUUUUGUACAAAGUACCUACUUAUUAGUACCAAGUACGAGUAAACAGCAACCAAAUAACCGCCCGUAAAUACAUAAAAAAGGAAAACCUUCAGAUUAUCAUUCAUCACAUCCAUCACAUCCAUCACUUUUCUCAUCAACAUCAAUCUGAAAUUACGGCACCACGAGAGUGUCACUCAUCAGUGUCACUAUCUCAGCCGAAAAUGAAUACAACCAAAAGAAAAUUCAACGCCCUCCUUAAUGGCUUGGGAAGCAAAAAGUCGGAUUCCUCCUUAUCAGCACACGAAGUCAACAAAAUUCCCGAGAAACCUCAAAAUGAUACAGAUUCCAAUAUGAAGAAACCACGAAUUUCUUAUUCUUCUUCAAACGCGACUCGAUUAUCUUCUUUAACUCGCGCAUCAUCUGUCGCCCCAUCCGAAUUUGAUAGCGCCCGUCAGAGAUUGGCACCCGUUCAUAAACUCUCUGCCACUCCCGUCUCGCCCGCAGAGCCUCCCAAAUGGACCCCAUAUGAUCGCGGGGAAUUUCUCAAAAGAUUAAAGUCUUUCUCGAAUUUAACGGAUUGGACGCCAAAACCAGCAAAAGUUAAUGAAGUGGAAUGGGCCAAGAGAGGAUGGGUUUGCCAGAAGAAGGAGAGAGUUCGAUGUUGUUUCUGCAAUGUAGAGAUUCUGGUUAAGCUAAACAAGAAAGAAGAAGACGGGAAGGAGAAGGAAGUUUAUAUCGCGGAAAACAUUGAAAAUGCGCUGGUCGAUAAAUAUGUUGAACUUAUUGUCGCGUCUCAUGACGAGAGUUGUCCAUGGAGACAGAGAGGGUGCGAUGAUGUCAUAUUUAAGCUACCCCUCAAUAAACCUGCAGUUACCAUACAAAGCCUUCGCGAACGUUACGAUGAACUCCAACAAAGAAUCGACCACCUACCAUACCUAUCUAAUAUGUCACCUCCUGAAGGUCUUGAUAUUGAUCGCGUUACAAGCUAUCUCCCCCAAGAAUUUCUCCAAUCGUCUUCUGGAUCAGGGCAAAUAAGUUCUCCGGACAAUAUCAAUAAAGUGGCUUUAAUGAUGUCUCUUUGUGGCUGGCAAGGUCACAAGCAUGAUCGUCUAGGUCAACAACUCGAAUCUGUCUCAUGUCAAACAUGUUACCGAAUUCUUGGUCUCUGGAUGUUCAAAAGUAGAUCUAUUUCUGCUACAGGUGUAGAAACCGAGCCAGCUAUUGUCCCUGGUCUCGAUCCUAUCGCCCAACAUCGCGAAUAUUGUCCUUGGCGCAACCCAGUAUCACAAAAUGGACUUGCCGCUACGCAGAAUCAAAAACUAAGAGCGCUUGCGGGAUGGGAAGUUGUGCUCCGAGUGUUGAAGAGUGAGCAUGGAUUGAGAGUUGGCAGAGAAAAGAAUGAAAAGGGUUCAAGGAAAAGUUAUAUUGCACCAGCAACGAGCGAGAGUAUCGAUGAAAAUGGUAAUGAUUUGGCACCUGAUUUCGCAGAUGAAGAGGAUGCAAAGAGUAUUAGGGAUGCAAAGGAUAAGGAUUUAAUGACGAGAUUGAGAAGGGUCAAGACAUUUAUUGCAUUGAAGAAGCGACCCAGUGGAGACGUCAAAACCAAGAGGUUUAGUGCUACUUGAUGGCGGGCAUAGAAGGUAUUUUGCCCAAGGCAGAAAGUGGAGAAGUAGAUUAACGAUGUACGAUCACGAGUAGGAGAGCUUAUGGGUAUUGUUUUCAUCGCGUUGGCGCUGUAGUGGAGUUCAUUUCCUUCAUGCUUGCAUCUAGCUCAGGUCAACAGGUGUAAGGGGGUACUGGUAUAGCUGCACAGGCUCAUUUAUUGAAAGAUUGACAAUGAUCCUCUGUUGGAAAGUGCAGCGGUAUGGUAUUUUUUUCGUUAUUGGGUUUUUUGGGCGGAAGGAUUGUAGUAUAUGGGAAUAUUUGCUUUAACAUUGAGAUAGGGUAUCUGGGACACGUGCAGUAUAAUAUAAUAUGUGCAAGAUUGGGCGUCGGGUUGCCUAUCAACGUGAUGUGAGAUUAUAAUGUUCGUGCUGUAUAUUCUGAGC